Molecule: messenger RNA, 408 nt
Organism: Penicillium soppii
Lineage: Eukaryota; Fungi; Ascomycota; Eurotiomycetes; Eurotiales; Aspergillaceae
Exons: 1
Coding region: 1-408 (135 amino acids)
Source: RefSeq, a predicted model, not a curated record
AUGUCUUGCCCGGAUGAGCUAGAGGAAGAAGAUGAUGCGAUCGACGGUGUUGCUGAAUACAAGGAAGCACGUGCAAAGUUCGUGCUGUUUCUCACUACUCAGGCCAGUUUGAUCACACACCAGCCCAAGCCUGACACUCUGGACGACGUUAAGAUCAACCUGGAGAAGCAGAGCAUUGUGCUUCUUAACGAGAUCAUCAGGGCUGCUCUGUACAUGGCCACCGACGCGCCCGAGCACCCCUUUGUCCUGGCAAAGCAAUUUGGGUGGUAUGAUGAGGAGGUUGUGAAAAUAUGCCGUAGCUUGAAGCAGAGGCUUCCCCUUCUGGCCAAGCGGCUGAAGCGCAAUGCAAAGUGUGACAUGUGUGUCAGCUUUUCCUUGCUCAACAUUGUUGAGGACCUGGAGUUCUAA